UACUGACACGCCCAUGUGGCACAGUACAAACCUCAUUGGCUACAGAAGCUCAGGAAGCAAAGCGUUGAUUGGUCUGAGGGUGGAAUGUGCCUUCCCGCCAGGCGUAUACUUCGAUUUGAUUGGCUGUUAACCUGCUUUCUGCUAGGGUCGACGCGGAAACAGGAAAUAGACAAAGUGUCUGCUGGUGAUGUUUCAACAGGAUAAUGACUCAUUAAUUUUUACUGAUCAAUAACCGAUGAUGUGAUUAUUUCACACAGCGAUGGAGCGAUGGAUCCCACAGGAGCUAACGAAGUUAGCAUAGCUUAUAAAGUGUUCACGUUUGAAGACAACAGCGCAGAGUGUCUGUCAGUGUCUGUACCUGAGCUGAGGUCAGUCCGUGCUCUCUCAGGUUCUGGAUCCACAGUAUGGCAUGUACGUGUGGCCGUGUGCGGUGGUGCUGGCUCAGUAUCUGUGGACCCACAGGGAGGAGCUGAAGGACAACACAGUGCUGGAGCUCGGUGCAGGUGUGAGUCUCCCAGGUGUGGUGGCCGCCAGGUGCGGUGCAAAGGUGAUCCUGUCGGACAGCGCCAGGACUCCGCUGUGUCUGGAGAACUGCAGGCGAAGCUGUGAUGCUAACAGCCUGCGUGAUGUGGUCGUGUUGGGUCUCACCUGGGGGGAGGUCUCCCCGGAUCUCGUUCUGCUUCCUAAACUGGACAUAAUCCUGGGAUCAGACGUUUUCUACGAGCCUCGAGAUUUCGAAGAUGUUCUCGUGACUGUUGCUUUUCUUCUGAGGAAAAAUCCCAGAGCACAGUUCUGGACCACGUACCAAGAGAGAAGCGCUGAUUGGUCGAUUGAACCGUUGCUCCGCAGAUGGAACAUGAACUGUGUUGACAUUCAGUUGGAAAACUUUGGUGCCGAUAAAUCUGAGCUGGCCGGAUCGACUCUGCCGGGCAGCCACAGUGUCCACAUGAUGAUCAUCACACUGAACACAAGGGGUUUGGACUGAAGAGGACAAAGUGUUUCCCAGAGGACGGUGAAAUAACGAGAUGAUCGUCUCUGUGCGUCUCCCAGUAGAACAGAGUCAAGAUUUAAUUUGCAGAUCCCAUUUAACAUGUUUAUCAAAAUGUGUUUUAAAAAUGAAUCCUGAUUAAAGUGUUUUGAAUCCCAA
This is a messenger RNA of Hippoglossus stenolepis (Pacific halibut), 1147 nucleotides long. Its product is annotated as probable methyltransferase-like protein 23. The transcript has 5 exons. The record is from RefSeq and is a predicted model, not a curated record. The coding region runs from base 410 to 985 and encodes 191 amino acids. Lineage: Eukaryota; Metazoa; Chordata; Actinopteri; Pleuronectiformes; Pleuronectidae. Gene Ontology annotation, cellular component: cytoplasm; nucleus.